This is a messenger RNA of Austrofundulus limnaeus, 4058 nucleotides long. Its product is annotated as protocadherin-8. Gene Ontology annotation, biological process: homophilic cell-cell adhesion. The record is from RefSeq and is a predicted model, not a curated record. The transcript has 3 exons. Gene Ontology annotation, molecular function: calcium ion binding. Bases 231 to 3254 code for a protein of 1007 amino acids. Lineage: Eukaryota; Metazoa; Chordata; Actinopteri; Cyprinodontiformes; Rivulidae. Gene Ontology annotation, cellular component: plasma membrane.
AGCCCGCUUCCACUGACAGAGCAGCACAUCUCUGAGACAACGAGCUGAGCGCAUCCACAGUGCGCACUAACAGACAUAUGGAUCAUUUAUCAGAGGCUUUGUGCUGAAAAACUGACUGAAGAGCGGCGAGGACACCUUUUCCCAGCUGCGACUUGUUUAAACUCCAAUUUGGACUCAGUGAGGACAGUUUUUAUUCUUACUAUUGUUUUAUUUUUGCUUAAUUAGUGAAGAUGGAGGAAAGAGGUGGGAGCGGGUUGUUGGCGCUUCUGUGCGUCUUUUUGGUGACUUUGGCUGCCGUCGCUGAAGGAAAAACGGUGAAAUAUCAGACGUUUGAGGAGGACGCGCCGGGCACGGUGAUCGGAAACUUGGCCAGGGACAUGUCCUCCGCGUCCAGGAACAGCUUCAGGAUGAUGAAACAGUUCAACUCGUCCUUCAUCCGUCUGCGGGAGAGCGACGGGCAGCUGAGCAUCGGGGAGCGGAUCGACCGGGAGCGGAUCUGCCGGCACACCCUGCACUGCCUCAUCGCCUUCGACGUGGUCAGCUUCUCCAAAGAGCAGUUCAAGCUGAUCCACGUGGAGGUGGAGGUCAAGGACAUCAACGACAACUCCCCGGAGUUCCCGCGGAGGGAGUCCAGCCUGGAGAUCUCGGAGAACACGGCGGUGGGCACGCGCGUCCCGCUGGACUUCGCCGUGGACGAGGACGUGGGGCUGAACUACAUCCAGAGUUACCAGAUCUCCGUGAACAGCCACUUCUCGAUUGACGUGCUGAGCAGGGCGGACGGGGUUAAAUAUGCGGAGCUGGUGCUCAUGAAGGAGCUGGACCGCGAGACGCAGGGCUCUUACGCGCUGGAGCUGGUGGCCAUGGACGGCGGGAACCCGUCCCGCAGCGGAACGACCCGCAUCAACGUGAAGGUGAAGGACUACAACGACAACAGCCCGGUGUUCGACAGGAACAGCUUCACCGUGGAGCUGCCCGAGGACGCGCCGCCGGGCUCCCUCCUCCUGGACCUGAACGCGGAGGACCCGGACGAGGGUCUGAACGGUGAGGUGGUGUACGGGUUCGGGAACCAGGUGCCCCCUGAGAUCCGACACCUGUUCAGGGUGGACAGGAAGACCGGGCGGCUCACCCUGGAGAGCCCGGUGGACUUCGAAACCAAAAAUACUUACGAGUUCGACGUCCAGGCCACGGACCUGGGUCCGAACCCGAGCCCGGCCAUCUGUAAAAUCGUCGUGCAGGUGCAGGACGUGAACGACAACGCGCCAGAGAUCUCCAUCACCCCCAUGACGUCCAUCACAGCCGGGAUCGCGUACAUCACCGAGGCCGCGGCCAGGGAGAGCUUCGUGGCUCUGGUCAGCACCUCGGACAGAGACUCGGGGGCGAACGGGCAGGUUCACUGCACCCUGUACGGACACGACCACUUCCGGCUGCAGCAGGCCUACGAGGACAGCUUCAUGAUCGUCAGCACCAACCCUCUGGACCGGGAGAAGAUCCCCGAGUACAACCUGACGGUGGUGGCGGAGGACCUGGGCUCCCCCCCGUUCAGAACCAUCACCCAGUACACGAUCAGGCUGACGGAUGAGAACGAUAACGCCCCGCUGUUCAGUAAGCCUGUGUAUGAGGUGGCCGUGGUGGAGAACAAUGCGCCCGGAGCCUACAUCACCACGGUGGUGGCGCGAGACCUGGACAUGGGCUCAAACGGGAAGGUCACCUACAAACUGGCGGACACGUACCUGAUGGGCUCUCCCAUCUCCACCUUCGUGUCUCUGGACCCGGCCAGCGGGUCCCUCUACGCGCUCCGGAGUUUCAACUUUGAGGUGAUGAAGCAGCUGGAGCUGCGGAUCACGGCCAGCGACGGCGGCUCGCCCCCGCUGACCGGCAGCGCGAACGUUUACGUGCGCGUCGUGGAUCAGAACGACAACGCGCCGGUCAUCAGCCACCCCGCGCUGCACAACGGCUCCGCGGAGGUGCUCCUGCCCCGGGACGCGCCCUCCGGCUACGUGGUCACCCGGGUGGAGGCGCGCGACGCGGACGAGGGCGUGAACGCGGAGCUGACCUUCGGGCUGGCCACCGGGGAGCCCACGGUGUUCUCCGUGAACCGAGCCACGGGGGAGAUCUACCUGAACCGGGUGCUGAGCCACGACGUGGACGAGACCCUGAGCGUCACGGUGACGGUGAGCGACAGCGGGCGGCCCGCGCUCACCUCCACGGCCACGCUGCACUUCCUCAUCAUCGCGGGACCCCCGCCGAGCGACCGGACCGUCUACCAGCCGGACGCCGGGGACGACGCGCUCGCGCAGUGGGACCUGUCCGUGGUGAUCAUCGUGGUGCUCGCGGGCAGCUGCACGCUCCUGCUGCUCGCCAUCAUCCUCAUCGCCACCACCUGCAACCGGCGCAAGCGCGACAAGAGCGGAGAGGACAGCGACUCGUACGGCGGGGAGAAGGGCACGCUGGAGCGCGCCAGGAACCACGCGGGGGACAACCCGCUGCUGCCCCUCCACGGGGCCGCGGGGGGAGAGGUCUUUGAGGGGCACUCCUACAGCAGUCAGCCCGGAGGAUUCACCCCGGCUCACCCCGGAGGCAGCGACAUGUGCUCAGCCUCAGAGGACGGCAGCGAGGUGCCCUGUGUGUACGAGUCAGACAGCAACAGCAAACUGCGAGGGAACAAACAUGAGGGUUACUCCACCCUGCCUGGCUAUGGGAACGGUAAGGAGGCGGUGAGACCCAUCACCAUCUGGAAAGGGAACUCUUACACCACCAUCUCUGCCAGGGACCCAGCCUUCAGUGGCAAAGACAGCGGCAAGGGGGACAGUGACUUCAACGACAGUGACAGUGAUGUCAGCGGAGACGCUGGUGUGAAGAAGGAUGGAGCUGUGGCUCCUCCAGUGGGGGUCCAAAAUGCGCUGUGGGCCUGCACCAGUGAAUGUAAAGUCCUGGGUCACUCGGAUAGAUGCUGGAGCCCCACAGCCACCAGAGCCAACGCAGCCCCCUCCCCAGCGCCCACCACCAUGUCCUCCUUCAGCACCCUGCCCAAAACGGCCUCACUGCCCCGGGACCCUCACCGCAGGGAGAACUACUACCAGGCCCACAUCCCCAAAACAGUGGGGCUGCAGAGCGUGUACGAGAAGGUGCUGCACAGGGAGUACGACUACGUGCUGGUCACCCCGCCCAGGCCGGUGAGGGUGCAGGAGACCAGUGACGUGGCCAUCCCUGUUUACACCCCCACCCCAACGCACUGUCCCAAUAAUGACGUUUAAAACAACGAGCAGACUUCACAAACACUCUCAGACUUUUAAUUUAUGAUUCUUGAAAAUAUGAGAGCGAUGAGACUCUUUGAAGCCAUGUGUCGUGAGAAGUGUGUACACAUACUGUAUUUGUCUUUCUGUUUCCACCCGAGCCACAUUUAAAGGCACUCAUUGUAAACUUUUAAAUCAAACACUUAAAAAAAGCUUAUCUUGAGCUAUAUCAAACAGUGGGGUUUGAACAAAUUUACACCAGCAGUUUUCCACAUAUAUUGGUAGGCAAUUCUGAAAUGAUGGUAUGCAAUCAAUGUAAACAAAACACUCAACACAAAUUUAAUCAUACGUACUAAUAUGCCAAAAUUGUUGAACUUCUUGUUCCCAAACAUCAUAUUUGUUGAACUGUUUCCAGUCACUUCAGCAAAUUUUACUUACAAAGUUUUAACAACAACACAUUUACCUAAAAGAAGCUUAUUAAUUAGUUUUUACUUCUUUUCAAAUUCUUUUCAUUCACUUUGAAACAUUUGUUGAACAUGAAGUGUAUCAUAAUAUGCAAGAAUUGUACAUAAAGAGAAUAUAUUUUUAUAUAUACUUAAAAAAUAAUUGGGCAAAAAAUGUGUAAAUAUAUGUAAUUAUAGAUCUUUAAGCAUGCUUACUAUUUAAAACAGCCCCAACUGUUCGGGGUUGAGGGCGAGGGACCCAAAAUGUAUCAAGUUGAUAACAAUGUAUGGAAAUAUUUGAAUGCAAUAAUGAUUCAUUGUACAGACUUUUUUUAAAAUCCUGGCGAUGUUCUAAAGGAAAAUAAACUGAACUGAACUAUUA